GUGACGAGGACGUGAGGUCGUGUCGCUCGGCCGGCAUGGAGUCCCGGCCCCUCCCCGUGCUGGUGCUGUCCUCGCAGACGUCGCACUCGCCCCGGAUCCUGCAGGAGAAGGCCACGCCCCCGGUCACGUGGCACCAGUACCGCUACCCAGAACAUGGGCGGCGGCGGCGGUGCCCUCGGCGGGGGCGCUGCGGGCGGAGGAGCCGGAGGAGCGGGCGGGGCGUUCGGCGAGGCCCCAACGGCAGCGCGCUCGGGGGUCAGCCGCCGGGGUCCCGCGCUUCGUCAGGCCCCGACAGGAAGGUGGCGCUGCGUCGCUCCCUCGCGCGCGCAGCUUCGAGCCGCGCUCUCCUCGUGGCAGGGGCGGCCAGCGGCGGCGGCGGGCGGCGGCAGCUGGGGCGGCACGGCGUGGAUCGGAGCCGCCACGCCCGUGAGGAAGAUCUCCGCCCACGAGUUCGAGAAGGGCGGCCUCCUGAAGCCCAUCGUGACCACCAUCGACGGCACGCCCACGUUCCUCUCGCCCGCAGCCGACGCCGAGAACGUCGCCAUUCUCGCCAAGGUCCGGCGGAAGUCCCGGACGGAGCUGAAGGGGCUGGACGAGCGUCAGCUGAUCUUUCGAGUUGGUGAAGACAUCUGCAACGACCUGGACGUCCGCUCGCUGUGCCACAAGAUCCUGCAGAACGUGUCGAUCCUCACCAGCGCUGACCGGUGCUCGCUCUUCCUCGUUCAGGGGAUAAGAUAUAUUGAUACAUGA
This is a messenger RNA of Penaeus vannamei (Pacific white shrimp), 750 nucleotides long. Lineage: Eukaryota; Metazoa; Arthropoda; Malacostraca; Decapoda; Penaeidae. The record is from RefSeq and is a predicted model, not a curated record.